GAAAAUCUUUCUUAAAAGAGUUGAAACUCGGGCUCUCGAACUUUGCAGCGAGAUCAUGCAAAUGCACAAGUGAUGUUAUGGACGCUUUUCCUAUAGAAUUCGCGUUUGAAUGAAAUCUGCCGAACAGAGCAAUUAGGAACAUGUAAAGGAUGGAUUUAAGUUAGCUCUCACGCUAUACACGCAAUUGAGGUUAAUAAGGCUGCAGCGUCGGUGGCCUGUGUUAGAGAGGAGCAUAGUUCCUAGACUCAACAAGCACUAAAGAUAUUGAAUAGAGCAGACGAUUCUUCCUAAACAUUUAACCGAAAACAACAUGCUAAAUAUAAGGAUUGUCAAAGGUGGCUGCCGUGGACGUGAAGCCGUUAGGUUUGGAGUGGGGCUACGAGCAUGUUCCACACUGGUAAAAAGCAAAAUAAAUACACUAGCCAGACUGCAGUCAGCUUGUUACCCAUCCAGUGACGUUGCCGAUGACUUGAGCGACGAGAAAUUCCCUUCCGAGGAGCUGAAAAGCCCAGUUUGUUCAUACAACGAAUGGGAUCCUCUUGAGGAGGUCAUCGUGGGACGCGUCGAAGGGGCGACCGUGCCCAAGUUUUCCAUAGAAGUGAAAGCAAAUACCUAUGAGAAAAACUGGCCAUUUUUCAAUGCUUUUGGUGGCCAAUCGUUUCCGGUGGAACAUCUUGAAAAAGCGCACCUGGAAAUCGAAGAAUUCUGCAGCAUUCUACAACACGAAGGAGUAAAAGUUCGUCGACCUGAGCCAAUUGAAUUCUCAGAGGUCUACAAAACUCCGGACUUCCAAACAUCCGGGUUGUACGCGGCCAUGCCACGUGACAUUCUUCUCGUAGUUGGCGAGGAAAUCAUAGAGGCGCCUAUGGCAUGGCGGUCUCGAUUCUUUGAGUACCGCGCCUAUAGGUCCCUGCUUAAGGAAUACUUUAGGGGUGGUGCUAAGUGGACGACUGCUCCUAAGCCCCUCAUGAGCGACGACCUAUAUGAUGAGAACUAUACCAUACGGUCAGUGGAGGACCGCCAGAAGCUGGCUGCUCCAGGACAGUUUGUUACUACAGAAUUUGAACCCUGUUUUGAUGCCGCUGACUUCAUCCGAGCAGGACGUGAUAUAUUUGUUCAAAGGAGUCAUGUCACAAACAACCUUGGCAUUGAAUGGAUGAGGCGACAUCUUGGAGAGCGUGGAUAUCGUGUGCAUAAAAUAUCCUUUGAUGAUCCCAAUCCGAUGCACAUUGACGCUACUUUCAACAUCAUUGGACCCGGACUGGUUCUAUCCAAUCCUGAAAUGCCUUGUCAUCAGAUCGACAUGUUCCAUAAGGCUGGGUGGACUGUAGUCAAGCCACCCUUACCUCUUAUACCAGACUCACACACUAUGUGGAUGUCGUCCAAGUGGCUGUCCAUGAAUGUUCUCAUGUUAGAUCCGAACAGGGUCGUAGUGGACAAAAACGAGACAACUACGCAAAAGAUGUUCGAGAAUCUUGGAAUCAAAUGUGUUCCUGUCUCCAUCCGCUUUGCUAAUUCUCUUGGCGGAGGUUUCCACUGCUGGACAUGCGACGUCAGGCGUCGGGGAACCUUGGAGUCAUAUUUUUAAAUCUAAUAACAUGUCCUUUGCUGAAAUAAAACUCAGGGAAAUAAAACGUUUUUGAGUUAUA
Molecule: messenger RNA, 1649 nt
Organism: Stylophora pistillata
Lineage: Eukaryota; Metazoa; Cnidaria; Anthozoa; Scleractinia; Pocilloporidae
Product: glycine amidinotransferase, mitochondrial
Biological process (GO): creatine biosynthetic process
Cellular component (GO): mitochondrial intermembrane space
Molecular function (GO): glycine amidinotransferase activity
Source: RefSeq, a predicted model, not a curated record